This is a messenger RNA of Drosophila nasuta, 1020 nucleotides long. RefSeq lists its product as uncharacterized. The record is from RefSeq and is a predicted model, not a curated record. The coding region runs from base 156 to 884 and encodes 242 amino acids. Lineage: Eukaryota; Metazoa; Arthropoda; Insecta; Diptera; Drosophilidae. The transcript is spliced from 2 exons.
UUGAAGUUGGAUGUGCGCAAUCUGGAGACACGUGAAGUUGGCCGUGCGCAAUAUUAAGCCCUUAAAAACUGGAAGCACAUUAUUGCAACGAGUGAAACGCAUUUAAACGGGGUUUGAAAUCAAAACAACAAUUGUCAUUUAAGUACCUAAACAAAAUGGCACGUACUGAACUGGAGCCCAAGAAACAAAAGCGUAAAUCGAAGAAACGCAAGCAUGAGGCAACGCAAGGCAGCAGCGACGACGAGGUGGCAAACAAAAGUUUGAUCGUGGACGAGCAACCAGAGGAAACUCAAGUGGAACCAGAGGAAAGAGUAAAGAUAGGCAAGGCAUCUAAACGAAAGCAACAAAAGCAAGAUGUUACAGCGAUCAAAGAAAAACGCAGCAAGCAAUCAGAAGAAACCAAUGAAGAUGUUGAAGGCGAUGAGAUCGAGGGUCCGACUGCAGAGCAGCUAGAAGAGGCAGCGAAACCAGAGAACACUAAUGCUAUUGUAACGGUACGCCAAAAGAAGAAGCAGAAACAUUUAAAGCGACUAGAAGAGCAAAAGGAUCAAAAUGCCGACAAGGAAUCCAAGCGCAAUGAGGAGUACUUAAAGAAAUGGAAAGACAAUCGAAAGGAAUGGAAGUUCGAAAAACUGCGACAGAUAUCCAUACAACAAACUGCCUUCGACGAACAAAAGGUAUCUGAAGAGCUGUGGCCCAUUGCACUUGAGUAUCUGGCGAGUUCCAAAGGUGCGGCGAAGACAAUGCUAACGAAGCUGGCUGACGAUGUUAUCCAAGAGUUGGACAAAAAGUGUGAGCAGCUGGAAGAUGAUGCGGAACGCAAGACAAUUGUGGAAUCAUCGCGUUAUCAACGAGCUCGCAAUCUGCUCCAGAAUUUUGACUGAGCGAGCUCUACAUAUGUAGUUAUUAAGUUCAAAGAGUAACACAAAUGCGUUCUUGUUAAUGUUUAGAGUUUUAUGAUACAACAAUUAUUAAAAGAAAGAGUUAUAUAUACCUAUAUAUAUUUACAAAUCCACAUAA